AUGGCUCACCACCCUCAGUGGUCCCGGCGAGGGUAUUAUCGCACAGGCGUAGAGGCCGAGGAUCUCAUCGGUCUAAUGGGAGAUCACGGCCUGGAACUGCUGACUCCAAGAGGCACAACCACCUGCGAAAAGCACGAGAGAGGCGCGGUUAGGAAGACGACAAUCGAUCUAGCGUGGGCAUUAUCCACCCUGGCCAACCGUCUUAUACGCUGUGAGGCCCAACGCCAGUCGUUACAUGCAGCGGACCACGUCCCGGUCCUCACAGAAGUCAACAUUGAAACACAGCAACGCCCGCGGCACAAACGGCUACAAUGGAAGAACGCAGAUUGGAAAGCCUGGCUGGCAGCUCUCACGCCGCGAAGCCAGACCUGGAAAGUGGGACCGUACGAGACAACAGAACAGAUCGACGCGGCCGUGGAACUUAUGGUUACCGACAUUCUCCAAGCAGCCCAAGACAACGUUCCCCGAACCGGCGUGAAUGAAUGGUCUAUACCGGGAUACACGCAGCAGCUCGCACCACUCAGGGCAGAGGUCCGCCGCGCUCGUAGGCGCGCGAAGGCGGAGGACUCGGAUGCCUUGGAGUUUCGACAGCUUAGGCAUAAGCUCGGCCGCCAGAGCGCUAAAAUAGCCCGAACUGCUCAUCGAGAACGCGUGGAAGAAGCUACGCAAGUUAUCCAGGAAUUCUGGAAUCUCGCCAAAUGGGCGCCCUGGACGGGAAAAGAUUCUAUCGUCCAGAGCUCUCUCAUCCGCCAGUAUCUUGAAGGCUCGGCUGCCCAAGAAGGCAUCGAUAGGAAGAUGCGAUUUUGCCACAAGGUAAACAAGAUGGAUUGGGCAUCUUCGUCUAACAUGUGGACUUUCGACAUCACUGCCAACGACACAGAGAAGAUAUCCCUGGGGUCUCGCUUCGUGUUCCUCGGCACAGGCUACUACGACUGCCAGGAGCCGCUACGGGCGAACGUUCCCGGGAUAGACAGUUUCCAAGGCGAGGUCAUCCACCUCCAGUUUUGGCCUGUCGACCUCGACUACACCAACAAACGGGUCGUUAUUAUCGGCUCUGGCGCCACCGCCAUCACGUUACUUCCCUCCCUUACUGCAGGCGCUGCACACGUAACCAUGCUCCAGCGCUCACCGACCUAUAUCGCGUCUCUUCCCAGGCAGGGAGGUUUCGAGAGCAUCGUCUCAGAAGUUCUACCCCGAUUUGCGGCCAAUGUACUCACCCGGAUUUCGUGCCUUCAUACAAUCCAUGGGAGCAGCGCUUGUGUCUUUGUCCCGAUGGCGACUUCUAUGCCUCUAUUAGGAGCGGAAAAGAAAAGCAUUAAGACGGGCGCGAUUGAAAAGAUUACAACUUCCAGCAUAGAACUGGCCUCCGGUGAGGAGCUGCAUCCGGACAUCAUCGUGACAGCGACCGGGCUUAAAAUAUGCUCGAGUGGUGGUAUCACUAUUACUAUCGACAGUGAGCCGUAUGACAUUUCGGAUCACUUUGCCUGGAGGACUGCCAUGGUUGAGGCUCUGCCGAACGCGGCGCUAUCAUGGGUUUACGCCGACGCAAGCUGGACGCUCGGGGCUGACUCAACGGUGCAGCUGGUGUGUCGCUUGCUCACACGAAUGAGGAAACAGGGAGUAUCGGUGAUAGUGCCGCGAAUUAUGGUGGAAGAAAGGAAGGUGUUGGAAGAACGCCCAUUUCUGGGUUUAACGGCGACCUACGUGAAGAAAGGCGGAAAUCCGUUUCCCAAGCCUGCGUCUACAGGCCCAUAG
Messenger RNA from Penicillium argentinense, 1755 nucleotides. Its product is annotated as flavoprotein. Lineage: Eukaryota; Fungi; Ascomycota; Eurotiomycetes; Eurotiales; Aspergillaceae. Bases 1 to 1755 code for a protein of 584 amino acids. The transcript has 2 exons. Gene Ontology annotation, molecular function: flavin adenine dinucleotide binding; NADP binding; N,N-dimethylaniline monooxygenase activity. The record is from RefSeq and is a predicted model, not a curated record.